Molecule: messenger RNA, 1005 nt
Organism: Fraxinus pennsylvanica
Lineage: Eukaryota; Viridiplantae; Streptophyta; Magnoliopsida; Lamiales; Oleaceae
Source: the annotation of a GenBank genome assembly
AUGGAGGUGGAUAGAGUGCAAGCCAUUGCUUCUCUCUCUACGAACGUAGACACAAUACCCUCAGAAUUCAUCAGAUCAGAAAAUGAACAGCCAGCAAUCACCACCUUACAUGGGGUGGUUCUUGAAGUGCCGGUGAUCGAUCUGAGCCAUUCAGACGAAGAAAAUCUCGUCAAAUUAAUUGCAGAGGCAGCCCAAAACUGGGGACUUUUCCAAGUUGUGAACCAUGGAAUUCCAGAUGAAGCCAUAAGCAAGUUGAUUGAAGUUGGAAAAGAGUUUUUCGAACUGCCAAAAGAAGAAAAAGAGGUCAUUGCAAAAACCCCAGAAUCUGGGAUUGAAGGAUAUGGAACAAGUUUACAAAAAGAAAUUGACGGGAAAAAAGGUUGGGUGGAUCACUUGUUUCAUAAGAUAUGGCCUCCUCCUGUCAUUAACCACAAGUAUUGGCCAAAGAACCCACCCUCUUACAGAGAAGCAAACGAGAAAUAUGCUGAGAAGCUCCGAGAGGUGUCGGACAAAUUGUUUAAGUACCUAUCAUUAGGGGUUGGACUGGAAGGGCAUGAAAUGAAGGCGGCAGUCGGUGGGGACGACUUGAUUUACUUGAUGAAGAUUAAUUACUAUCCGCCAUGUCCGAGGCCGGAUCUGGCUCUUGGGGUGGUGGCGCAUACCGAUAUGUCGAGCCUUACCAUUCUUGUACCUAAUGAGGUCCAAGGGCUUCAAGUUUUCAGAGAUGGUUAUUGGUAUGAUGUUAAGUACAUUCCCAAUGCUCUAAUCAUUCACAUUGGAGACCAAAUUGAGAUAUUGAGCAAUGGAAAGUAUAAGGCCGUGCUCCACAGAACAACCGUGAACAAGGAGAAGACGAGGAUGUCGUGGCCGGUGUUUUUGGAGCCACCGCCGGAGCAUGAGGUUGGACCUAUCUCAAAGCUUGUUAAUGAAGAGAAUCCAUCAAAAUAUAAGACAAAGAAGUACAAAGAUUAUGUCUAUUGUAAGCUCAACAAGCUUCCACAAUAA